Mus caroli (Ryukyu mouse) is the source of this 1951-nucleotide messenger RNA. It is a transcript of the gene Syngr3, whose product is annotated as synaptogyrin 3. Gene Ontology annotation, cellular component: neuromuscular junction; synaptic vesicle membrane. The record is from RefSeq and is a predicted model, not a curated record. NCBI's taxonomy places the organism in Eukaryota, Metazoa, Chordata, Mammalia, Rodentia, Muridae.
GCGCGCUCCCGGGAGGCGGCGGCAGAGGCAGCAUCCACAGCAUCAGCAGCCUCAGCUUCAGCCCCGGGCGGUCUCCGGCGGGGAAGGCCAGUGGGACAAACGGACAGAAGGCAAAGGGCCCGCAAUGGAGGGAGCAUCCUUUGGUGCGGGCCGUGCGGGAGCUGCCUUUGAUCCCGUGAGCUUUGCGCGGCGGCCCCAGACCCUGUUGCGGGUCGUGUCCUGGGUGUUUUCUAUUGCGGUGUUCGGACCGAUUGUCAACGAGGGCUACGUGAACUCGGACAGUGGUCCAGAACUGCGCUGCGUCUUCAACGGAAACGCGGGAGCCUGCCGCUUCGGCGUCGUACUAGGUCUAGGGGCCUUCAUCGCCUGCGUGGCUUUCUUGCUGCUGGACGUGCGCUUUCAGCAGAUCAGCAGCGUCCGAGACCGCCGCCGGGCAGUGCUACUGGACCUGGGCUUCUCAGGGGUCUGGUCCUUCCUGUGGUUCGUAGGCUUCUGUUUCCUCACCAAUCAGUGGCAACGAACAACGCCAGGGCCAGGCACAGCGCAGGCUGGAGAUGCGGCGCGUGCUGCCAUCGCUUUCAGCUUCUUCUCCAUCCUCAGCUGGGUGGCGCUCACCGUGAAGGCCCUGCAGCGGUUCCGCCUAGGCACAGAUAUGUCUCUCUUUGCUACAGAUCAGCUAGGUACUGGGGCUACCCAGGCCUACCCAGGCUACCCAGUGGGCAGUGGUGUGGAGGGUACAGAAACAUACCAGAGCCCGCCCUUCACCGAGACCCUGGACACCAGCUCCAAAGGGUACCAGGUGCCUGCUUAUUAGUAGGUGUUAGGCUCCGGCCAGGGCUGGAAGGCCACCUCACCACCGUAGGCCUCAAGGCCUCCUGAGACCUUUUCUGGGUCCUACCGUGCCAAGGACAGAGAAGGUGGCCACUAUGGGCCUCUGGGACCAAGGGGAGUAGCCUCCCUGGUGCCUGGACUGUCCCCACAAAGUUCCCCCUAGCCAGAGAUCUCAGUCUUAAGGCCCUGAGAAGAAAACAGUACUUCUUGGAGUGGACUGGCCUGGGAGGCAUUCCUUUUAUGGGCCAGCCAACCAGGGACUCACCUGUCCACUCUAAGUCAGAAGUCCAGCUGCCUCCCAGCUCAGGGUGCGGGGGCUCUGGGGACCAGGGAGAGGGAGACUUAAUUGUACCCUUAGGUGGGGAUCAUGGCCCUUGUUCCCAGUCCCUGGCUCCUAUCAUGGUGGUCCACCCUGUCCAAGCUCCCUCCCCUCCUCUUGCAGGAUCCCUAGAGCAGCUCAGCCCUGUCGGUGUUGUGAUUGUGAUUAAGUCUUCAGGUCUCAUCUCAUAGUGCCCCCAUAAGCCGCCCCUCUCUGUGUGGCUCCUGCCCAGGUGUUUCUGGCCAGGAAGGUAUAGACAACUAUGGGCCUGGGCACCCGCCCUUCGGUAAGACCUUCCCUAGGGAACAGACAGCUGGGUACCUGGGUGCCAGGCAAGACAAGACUCUUACAAGGAGAGGACUAAAGGUCUCAUCUGCCCAGGGUGUCACUGGAGAGAGUCGUUCCUGUAAAUGGCUUAACCUUGGCUUCCUGAACCAGUCCCUCCCUAGUCUAUCUUCUAUUCCCUUUUAAGGCCCAGACCAGGUGUGGGUCCUUGUGCAUAGCAGACUACUCAUACAUUGCUUGAAGCUGGCUUUUCACAUCAAGUCAAAACCAAACUCGUUGCCAUGUCUCAUUCUUCCAGACAAAAUGCCUCCCUGUGGAGUUGCAGUUGAAUGACAACCCUGUACGUUGUAGCAUAGACCAAUCAUGUGGAUAUUUAAGUGAACAUGUUUACAAUUUUUGUAUAUAUGGAUCUAUUCCUUUUCCUCUGAAAGAACAAUCCAUGAUUGUGUAUUUUCAGUGUCCCCUGUUACAACUGCAACUUCUUUACAAUAAAGACUGUACGUGCAUUGACCAUCA